CGCACGGCCACGCACGCCUCCCUCACGUCAUUUCCAGGCGCCAGCAGCAGCUCAGCUUCGCGCCAAGCAGCUGAAGGAUUUGAGUCGAUGAGUGACAGCGAACAUUAAAACAACCUGAAAACAACCUGAAAACAACCUGAAAACAACCUCAGAACAACCUCAGACUAACGUGUUUGACAGCUGCUCGUCAUGGACAUCAGGCGGUUCUUCCAGCCGACUGCAGCCAAACCUGCAGCCGCCCCGCAUGGAGACAACAACACAGACCAGAAGAAGAAGAAGAAGAAGAAGUCUCUGUCUUCAGACGAGGACGUGAAGAAUAAAAACAAACAGAGCGCCAAGGUCAAAAACUCCAAAUCAGACGAGAAACAAAAGGACGGUGACAAGAAACGAAAGAAGCACGGAGUCAUUGAAUCAGACUCGGAGGAUGAGGCGAUAACGAGGAAGUCGAAGAAAUCCCCGAAAGAGAAACCGAAGAAGGCGAACGAGACGGAGACGCCUCCCAAAAAAGAUCCUGUGCAGUACGUCUCUGAAACAGACUCGGACAGCGACAACUUCCAGUCCUUGAAGAAAGUCUCCAAACCGAAGCAGAACGGCACGGCCAAGCCGACAAAGUCCGAAGCAGAGAGCGCUCGACCGGGAACCAAAGGCGGGGUGAAGUCUCCCGUCUCCACGCAGAAGAAACCUGCCGUGAAGUCUCCCAUCACGCCAAAGUCGGCACCGCCUCCUCAGCCCAAAAAGACCCCCACCUCGGUUAUGGACUACUUCGGCAGCGCGACGAUUCAUCGCUCGGAUAAGAAGCUCGUGGCCAGCAUCAAACGAAAGGCUCCGGUUCACGACGCUGAGGAUCUGAUAAGCGAUGAGCAGAUCGCCAGAGAGCUGCAGAUGGAUGAGGACAUGGAGCUGGAGAAGCAGGUCCACGAGGACGAGGAGUUUGCCCGAACACUGGCCAUGCUGGACGAGGAGCCUCAAGCAAAGAAGGCUCGUAAAGGCUCUGAUGAAAAACCGUCCCCGGCUGCUGGCAGCACGAGCAGCCCGUCAAAGACGAGACAAAGGAAGAGCGACGUGUCGGAGGACGUGAUUAGCCCGUCUCCGAAGAAGAACCCGGUCCCCGCCAAAACCAGCUCCAAGCUGGCCAUGAUGAAGAAAAGAGAUGAAGAGAAAGACGCCGGGCCGAAGAGCAAGACGCCAGCAUCGCCGGUAAAAAUGCAAAUCUCUCCCAAGAAGGAGAAGCUGACGCCUAAAACAGGAGCCACGCCCAGCUCGGUGAAGACUUCUCCCAAGAAACCCGAGAGCACAAGUACGAGUCCCGACGACGCAGAGAAGAGGAAGGGCAACGCUUCAGCUUACAGGAACUUCCUCAACAGAGACGGGCCGCGAGCUCUCGGCUCCAAGGAAAUCCCACAGGGUGCAGAGAACUGUUUGGAGGGCUGCAUGUUCGUGGUGACGGGCGUCCUGGAGUCCAUGGAGAGGGAUGACGCCAAAUCCCUGAUCGAGCGCUACGGAGGGAAGGUGACGGGCAACAUCAGCAAGAAGACCACGUACCUGGUGCAGGGCAGAGACGGCGGAGUGUCGAAGCUCGAGAAGGCGGAAAGUUUUGGUACCACGAUCCUGGAUGAGGACGGUCUGUUGGAGCUGAUCAGAACCAAACCAGGGAAGAAGUCCAAGUAUGAGAUCGUCGCAGAGGCCGAGGCCAAAGCUUCAAAGACCAGGACUCCCCCCAGCAAGAAAAACACCCCCAAAUCCCAGAAGAUCUCUCCCUCCAAGGGUAACUCCAGGUCCCCUCAGACACCGAGCCCCUCGAAGACCGGCCUGGCACAAGGCCACGCCGCCCGAACAAAACACGGCGGCACUCCACCUGGGAGAGGCUCGGGUCACACAGCCCGAAGGGACCUGGGCCUUUCCUCCUCCACGUCUUCAUCAGCACCUGCUGGACCGCCAUCGUCGAGCGGAGAGGGAGCCAGCUUGCUGUGGGUGGACAAGUACCGCCCGCGCUCUCUGAAGACCGUGAUCGGCCAGCAGGGAGAGCAGAGCUGUGCCAAUAAGCUGCUGCGCUGGCUGCAGAGCUGGCACAAACACCACGGCGGGGGCGCGUCGAAGCCACCAGCAGCGAGGUUCGGUAAGUUUGGAGGAGGGAAGGACGACGGAUCAGGAUUCAAAGCUGCUCUUCUCUCUGGACCUCCGGGGGUCGGGAAGACCACGACGGCCGCCCUGGUCUGUGAGGAGUUGGGCUUCAGCUUCGUGGAGAUGAACGCCAGCUGCACUCGCAGCAGAAACAACCUGAAGGAAGUCGUCGCGGAGUCGCUUAACAACACGAGCAUCGAGAACUUCUACAAAGGUACGUCUCAGACAGUGACCAGCAAACACGUCCUGAUCAUGGACGAGGUCGACGGCAUGGCCGGCAACGAGGACCGCGGAGGAAUCCAGGAGAUGAUCGGCCUGAUCAAGAAUUCAAAGAUUCCCAUCAUCUGCAUGUGCAACGAUCGCAACCACCAGAAGAUCCGAUCGCUGGCAAACUACUGCUUCGACCUGCGCUUCCAGAGGCCGCGAGUCGAACAGAUCAAGGGAGCCAUGAUGUCGCUCGCUUUCAAAGAGGGAAUAAAGAUCCCGCCUCCGGCUCUCAACGAAAUUAUCCUCGCCUCCAAUCAGGACGUCCGACAGGUGAUCCACAACCUGAGCAUGUGGUCGGCCAGGGACAAGGUGAUGACGUACGACCAGUGCAAGUCCGACGCGGCGCGAGCCCGAAAGGACAUGAAGAUGGGGCCGUUCGACGUCUGCAGGAAGGUGUUCGCCGCCGGGGAGGAGACCGCCCACAUGAGCCUCAUCGACAAGUCGGACCUCUUCUUCCACGACUACUCGCUCGCGCCGCUCUUUGUCCAAGAGAACUACCUGCAAGUUCGACCGAAGGCCGCCAGCGGCGAUCCGAAGUCUCACCUCGUGUUGCUCAGCAAGACGGCCGACUCCAUCUCUGACGGCGACCUCGUGGACAGACGGAUCCGCUCGGGACAGAACUGGUCACUGCUGCCCACUCAGGCGAUCUACGCCAGCGUGUUACCGGGCGAGCUCAUGAGAGGCUACAUGAGUCACUUCCCCACCUUCCCCAGCUGGCUCGGCAAGAACUCCUCCACCAGUAAACAUUCCCGCAUCGUCCAGGAGCUGUCGUCGCACAUGUGUUUGAAGACGAUGAGCAGCAGACAGGCUGUGAACCUGGACUACCUGUACUACCUGCGGCAGGCGCUGCUGAGCCCGCUGCAGAGGCACGGAGCGGAGGGCGCCGCUGAAGCCGUGCAGCUGCUGGACGACUACCAGCUCAUCAAGGAGGACGUGGACAGCAUCAUGGAGAUCAGCGUCUGGGGCGGACAGCCGGACCCGUACUCCAAACUGGACUCCAAGGUGAAGGCCGCGUUCACGCGGACCUACAACAAAGAAGUCCACCUGACGCCGUACUCCCUGCAAGUGGUGAAGAAGGGACGCCGUGGUGGUGGCGGGGAGUCAGAGCUGGGAGGCGAGGACGUGGACGAGGUGCAGGAGUCUGAAGAGGAGGGGGACAGCCUCAAAACGGACGCCAUGAUCAAACAGAAGAAGGCCAGAGCCACCAAGGAGGUGAAGAAGGAGAAGGAAGACUCCGGGAGGGGCAAAGGAAAGGGGACGGGCAAGGGGACGGGCAAGGGGAAAGGCAAGGCCAAGAAAUGACGAGAAACAUGCCGCCUCCUCCGCCCGCACAGACUGUAACGUUUCUCUCAGCACUUGCAACAAUCCUUUAACGAGAAGAGAGCAGUGAAAGUGUCUUAGCCUCUGCAGGUAAUCGCCUUUUUAAACGUCCUGUCAUGUUUCCAUCUGCCCGAUCAUCAUCAUGUCUCUGCAACGCUUUCCUCCGCUAUCAGUGUGUGUGUGUGUGGCCCGGCUGUUUCAGGGCUGUAAAUAUGUGAUGUUAAAAGACUGUUACUGUUUUCUACGACUACAACGCGUGAACGCUUUAGCUCUCCGGUUAGCGCUGAUGUUCUUGUAAAUUGCAAUUUUGUAAAAAAAAAAAAAAUGAAUAGAGAAAUGUGUCACUCA
Molecule: messenger RNA, 4056 nt
Organism: Larimichthys crocea (large yellow croaker)
Lineage: Eukaryota; Metazoa; Chordata; Actinopteri; Sciaenidae
Gene: rfc1
Product: replication factor C (activator 1) 1
Exons: 23
Coding region: 190-3690 (1166 amino acids)
Biological process (GO): DNA repair; DNA replication
Cellular component (GO): DNA replication factor C complex; nucleus
Molecular function (GO): ATP binding; DNA binding; DNA clamp loader activity
Source: RefSeq, a predicted model, not a curated record